Molecule: messenger RNA, 1293 nt
Organism: Durotheca rogersii
Lineage: Eukaryota; Fungi; Ascomycota; Sordariomycetes; Xylariales; Xylariaceae
Product: MFS general substrate transporter
Exons: 3
Coding region: 1-1293 (430 amino acids)
Biological process (GO): transmembrane transport
Cellular component (GO): fungal-type vacuole membrane
Molecular function (GO): transmembrane transporter activity
Source: RefSeq, a predicted model, not a curated record
AUGGGUUCGGACAAAGAGGGUUCCGUGCGGGAGAUCCCCGCGCCGCAGCUGAGCGAUAAUGACGAGUCUGUCGUGGUUGAGGAGGCCCCCCUCCUCGAGCCGCCGCCCGACGGCGGCGCCGGAUGGGUUCAGGUCUUUGUCGGACACCUCGCGCUGUUCAACACGUUCGGCUGGUUCAACAGCUACGGCAUCUUUCAGGACUACUACACGUCGGAGCUGAACCUGCCGCUGUCGGCGGUGUCGUGGACGGGCAGUGUGCAGGUGUUCCUGCUGGCGCUCAUCGGCAUGUUCUCGGGGCGGCUGUUCGAUGCGGGGUACUACCGGUCGCUGAUCGCGGUAGGGUCGGCGCUGCAGCUGGUAGCCAUCUUCACGGCGUCGGCGGCGACCGAGUACUGGCAGCUGUUCCUAGCGCAGGGGGUGUGCGGCGGGCUCGGCGCCGGCAUCCUGUACUGCCCGGUGAUCGCGUGCGUGGCCACCUACUUCGCCCGGCGGCGCGCGCUCGCCAUCGCGCUCGUCACCAGCGGCGGCGCCACCGGCGGCACUGUCUUCCCCCUCCUCGCCCAGCAGCUGCCCGCCCGCGUCGGCUUCCCCUGGACCAUGCGCUGCAUGGGCUUCGUCGUCCUCUUCAACGCCGCCCUCAUGCUGCUCUUCGCCCGCACCCGCCUCCCGCCCCGCCCCCGCGGGCCCCUCGUCGAGUGGGCUGCCUUCCGCGAGCUGCCCUACGCCUUCUACACCGUCGGCGCCUUCUUCCUGCUCUGGGGCGUCUACUUGAUCUACAACUACAUCAACCACUUCGGGCGGACAGUGCUCGGCAUGGACCGGGACAGCGCGCUGACGACGCUGUUCGUGGCGAACGCGGUCGGGGUGCCGGGGCGGAUCGGGCCGGCGCUGGUGUCGGACGCGUGGCUGGGGCCGUUCCGGACGCUGGUGCCGCUGGCGGCGGGGGCCGGGGCGCUGUACCUGGGGUGGGCGGGGGUGCGGGACGCGGGGGCACUGUACGCGUUCGCGGCGCUGAGCGGGACGGUGAACGGCGGGGUGCAGAGCAUCGCGCUGGCGGGGCUGCCGGCGCUGACGCCGGACCUGCGCAAGGUCGGCACGCGCUCCGGCAUGGUCAUGACCGUCGGCUCCGUCGCCUGCUUCACCGGCCCCCCCAUCGCCGGCGCCCUCGUCGACGCCGCCGCCGGCAGCUACCUCUACAUGCAGGUCUGGGCCGGCGGCCUCAUGUUCGUCAGCGCCGCCUUCGUCGCCGCCGCCUGGUUCGCGCACGAGGGCCGGCAGCGCCGCCAGGAGUAG